AUGAGGAAGGAAAUCGCCAGGUUGGUGGCGCACAUCAAGAAGCGGCUCGGGGAGGAGGAGGCCGGGACCGGCGUGGUGGGCGUCUCGAGCUACCUGCGCCGGUUCGGCGCGCUGGUCGGGCUGGGGAAAGCGGAGGAGGCGGCGGCGCUGGAGGCGGCCCGGCGGCUGGAGGAGGGCGCGCUGGGCGUACCGCACAACGCGGAUUCCCUCGCAGCCGCCGUCGUCUUUCUAGUCCUCGAGCGCGCCGGCUCCGUGACGUCCGUGAAAGACGUGGCGGCGGCCACCGGCCUCUCCCAGAUGACCAUCUACGCGGUGUGCAGGAAACUGCGCCCGCACCACGACCGGCUCUUCGGCUGA
This is a messenger RNA of Aegilops tauschii subsp. strangulata, 357 nucleotides long. RefSeq names its product transcription initiation factor IIB-like. Gene Ontology annotation, molecular function: TBP-class protein binding. Gene Ontology annotation, biological process: transcription preinitiation complex assembly; DNA-templated transcription initiation. Lineage: Eukaryota; Viridiplantae; Streptophyta; Magnoliopsida; Poales; Poaceae. Gene Ontology annotation, cellular component: nucleus; transcription preinitiation complex. The record is from RefSeq and is a predicted model, not a curated record.